This is a messenger RNA of Phycomyces blakesleeanus NRRL 1555(-), 402 nucleotides long. RefSeq lists its product as hypothetical. The coding region runs from base 1 to 402 and encodes 133 amino acids. The transcript is spliced from 5 exons. Lineage: Eukaryota; Fungi; Mucoromycota; Mucoromycetes; Mucorales; Phycomycetaceae. The record is from RefSeq and is a predicted model, not a curated record.
AUGUCCAGGACCAAGCGUCCUUCUCUAAUCCUUCAGGGCAAAAUGCCAGUUAAUGCAGAAUAUUAUAAGAAGUUUUCAUCAAACUGUGAAGCAAUCUUGUUGAAUAUUUCACUAUUUAUUGGCCUUACGCAUAUCGUGUUUUUGUCUCUCUUUCACCUAAUGUUCCCAGAGUCUGACAGUACCAAGUGGGACCAGAUAAAGUUAUCCCAUGCCGGCAAAAAGAUAACGAUUUGUGGUCCGGUAGAAUCAAAAAGUCGCCCCCCUAAAAUUAGCAUCCAGACUGUCCAGACUGUCCGAUAUACAACCAUGUGUAUUUAUAUGCUUAGAAAGGUCAAGAAAGACCGUUUGCUAAGCAAGAAGAUCGAUUGUAAUCAACAAGACCGCAACAAUGACAAUGCUUAA